Oldenlandia corymbosa var. corymbosa is the source of this 1170-nucleotide messenger RNA. The record is from the annotation of a GenBank genome assembly. NCBI's taxonomy places the organism in Eukaryota, Viridiplantae, Streptophyta, Magnoliopsida, Gentianales, Rubiaceae.
AUGGCCUCCUCCUCCCUCCUUACUUGUUUGCAAUCUGCCUUACUUGAUACAGACUUGCUGCUGAAACAUUCUGCCAGUGGUAAAGAUCGGGAAACAUGUGAAUUGCUGAAAGUUAUGCUGAGGAACCUCAAAGCUUUUGUUGUUCUCUGUGCCGGAGUUUUCGACGCCGACACUAAUAAAACUCUGUGGCGCUCCUCGUUACGACCGUUUGAAGAUAUGGUUCGCAGAAAUGAAGCCAAUAUUCACCCUCUGUGUCUCAAUUUGUCCGGCAAUGAUGCUGAAACUGAAAGGAAAGCAUUUGGUUUGGCCUCCCAUUUCCAAAGCCAGAUCCAGUAUUCGAUGGGAGAGUUAAAACAAUGUUUAGUCCCUCUUUCAGAUUUCUCAAGUCGGCGAUCAACUUCCCUCACCCCAAAUGAAUUCUGCGAAAUCAUUUGCUGCGUAUUGGAGAAUAUGCACUACUGUAUCAGUCUCAUGCCCUUAUACUGGGGCGACAUUGUUCGCAGUCGGGUUGAAUCUUCGGCGAAAGGAUUGGAGGAGCAGACCACAUUCUUGAACUGUCUCCUCUGCUUUUCCCCUGAAGCUACACAAGAUAUGUUGGCUCACACUGUAGUAGACGUGGCUUUCGAUGCUGCAUCUCUCGUUUUCAAGUACGGACAAGUGUUGCGGGCUGAUGAAGAAACCCGGGAAAGUUUGACAUAUGAGAUGCUAACAGAUGUGCAGGGAAUGAAAAAUCGUCAGCAUCAACUCCAUGAGACUUAUUAUGCUCUAACCCUGAGUUGCUCAAAGUUUCCAAGACAACCGCUUGCUCCCACUCAAGAAGGCAUAGAUGUUAAUAAUGAGGCCUUUGGACUCAUCAAGAGUGUCCUGGAUUAUCUCAUACCAAUUCUUUGGAAGAUACUUGGAGCGAAUACCGGUUGGGCGAUUUCUAUGAAGGAUCAACUACAGGGGCUAUUAAGAGCACUUAGAUCCUUGAGGGAAACCCUUCUCAAGCAGCGACAUUGCUCGAGCAACAGCAAUAUUAAGAAAGACAUUGGAGCUGUAGUAUGUGAUGCUGGAGUCUUGAUCUACUUAUUGUAUGGAACAAGUACAGAAGUAGACCUUGAGAUUCUUCAAGAUUUAUUGGAAAGCAUCGAAACCAUCCUGGCAGAAGUUGAGAACAACCAGAAGUAG